AAAACAACCUUCCACAAGCACACAGACUGUUUAAACACUGCAGGAAAAAAAAACAAGUGAACUGUGGGCGACAGGAGGAGAGACAAAAUGUACAAAAAAGUGCUUUAUCAGACUGCAUGAGAGGGGAGCAGCUCUCUCUCCUCCUCACUCUGCUGCUCCAGUGUUAACAGGCUGAUGGGGAGGACAUGCGCGCUGAACACGGGGGAGGAGGUGGAACAGAGAGGCUGGCUGCUCCUGGUGCUCUGACUCCAUGAUCACUCAAUUAUGGUGCGGAACUCUCCUUCCAUAAUCGCCUCUUCUUGUGGGGAAGAGUCAGACUGAGGGAGGUGGAGGUCUUUGUUUGUUUUGUUCUUCUCCUCCUUUUCCACGCCUGAAGACAAUUUGACACUUUAGUUGUUUUGCGGCUUUCAGUUUGGACUUUUCUCGCCUGAGCGUUUAUUAAGCUGUUGGGUUUUUCUAAUAAUCGCUCGCCCCCGCCGCCACCCUGAAGUUCAUCGUUAUCAUCUUGGCCGCCGGGAUGGUGGCCUUCAUCGGAGCGGUUAUCUGCAUCAUCGCGGCCGUCCACACCGGAUCCUCCAGGGCUGCCGCGGCGCAACAGCAGCCGGCGACCGACAACCACUCGCUUUACCCGGACGCGGCGGCGCAGACCCCCGCCGCGGGGGGCUCCGUGGCCCGGGCCAGCUCUCUGGGCGCUCUCCAUGGUUCUGAAACGCCCGAUUCAGAAGCGCCAACCUUCAACAUCGGGCUCGGCGGGCUGGACGGGGUCACUGGACUCACCGGGCACGACCCAUCCGUCAGCCGACUCAUCUGCACGCCGAUCCCCGCCGGGGAGUGCAACCCGAAAAACUUUCAGCAACAAGCGGAGGACCCGUCGCUGUACGCCGGGGAGGACUGGGGCUACCUCCGCACCACCGCGGAGGAGCUCCGGCAGACGGUCCUGCAGCAGAAGGACCAGAUCUUAACGGACCAGCGGACCAUCAGGGAGCUGACGGGGAAACUAACCGAGUGCGAGAAGGGGCUGGACGGCAGGAGCAGCGGCGCGGACAGACGCGGGGGCGCCGCGGGGCUGCUGGGGGGCAAGAGCGCGGGAGAGGACACGCACCUGGAGCGGAUCAUGGUACGGGACAGCCCGGCGUCGACCGCCGACAGUGCCCACCUGCUCACCGUGAGGGCUGUGGACGAGCUGGAGCAGGCGAUCACCCAGCUCAAAGACCGCAUCGAGAAACUGGAGUCAGACAUUGGCCCAUUUCCUCACAACCAGACGGACAGCAUCACUUCAGGAGUACCGGAGGAAGGCGGGACACCUGGCGUCCCAGGGAGGAUGGCUGAUCCUGGGCCCCGAGCUGGUGCUGACAGGCCCUGGAGGAUGGAAGACUUGGAGGGGGAGCUGGAGAGGAAGGUCGAGCUGCUGGACAAAGAGAGAAAAGCCCUGAGGCUGGAAACAGAGAAACACAGACAGGAAAUCGACAGAGGCAUCAAUAAACUCCACCACCGACUCUCAGGACUGGAGGAAGGUAUCUCCGGACAUUCCUUCCCACAGGGCUACAGACUGUCCUUCCCAACUCGGACAAACUACAUGUAUGCCGUUGUGAAACACGCCAUCCCGACGCUGCGGGCCUUCACCGUCUGCCUGUGGCUGCGGCCCGCGGAGGGCGGGAUCGGCACGCCUCUGUCCUAUGCCGUUCCUGCGCAGCCUAACGAGCUGGUGCUGCUGCAGGGCCUGCACACCCCCGCUGAGCUGCUCGUCAACGACAAGGUGGCGCAGUUGCCUCUGAACCUCUCCAGAGGCAGCUGGCAGCACAUCUGUGUGAGCUGGAGCCAGAAGGGAGGAGCUUGGCAGGCCUACCAGGGGGGAAAACUGAGGGGUGAGGGUCACUCGCUGGCCGCCGGACACCACAUUAGACCUGGAGGAGUGCUCAUACUGGGGCAAGAGCAGGACUCCCUCGGUGGAGGUUUUGACUCAUCCCAGGCUCUGGUUGGAGAGUUGUCCCAGGUUGGUCUUUGGGAUCGGGUCCUAUCUUCUAGCCAAGUGGCAAGCUUGGCCCGCUGCAGCAGAGUGACCCAGGGCAGUGUGGCCCCCUGGACCGAGAAUGGAGUUGAGGUUCACGGCGGAGCGACCAAGGACCCAGGGGAGCCUUGUAGUAAACACAACAGGAGCUCUCAAUGACUGAUGGGAGGAGGCUUUGAGGAAAGGGGAAGUGAAAGAAGGGGGGGGGGGGGUAAAGUUGUAGCGAUUUCGGGAAGGUAUCAGUUUGCCUAAUAUUAGCACUGCUACGUGACGAUUUUCUAAACAAUUCAAUGUGGCAUGGACUGGUGAGUGUGUGAAAAGUGGAAAGUUAAUGACACAUAUUUAUAUGGCCUGAGUAGAGGGCUUUGCUGUUACUUCACCAAACUUCUAGCAACCACAGCCGAUCCCAUUAUGGAGGGUCCCAGGCGAAAUGUGCAACACAAUAUUAGAUCACUCAUAAAUACAGCUGUAUAGAUGACAUUCUGUACGUUACAUAUAUUCUAUUAUAUAAUCUAUCAACACAGAUUUGUUUCCAGAUUCAGGCGACACUAUGUCGGUAAUUGUCCUAGAUCCUACUUUUUGUUAGCAAACCAGCUAGCAAUCUUAUGAGUAAAAAUAAAGCAACUACUUCAACUUUAUCCAGAACAUAAUUUAUUCUUCAGCUAGCUAUUAAUAAGUGUGGAAAAAUGCUAGCGACGACACAGCAAUGAGCUAGCAGACCAACACGUACUUAUGAUUAGCUAGCAAAUAAGAAAAAUGACAUUAUUUAACCCUCAAGGAAAUUAUUAAACAUUUUGGGGAGUCUGCUGAUUUGCUUUAUUGCUGAGAGUUGAGCUGCUGGCUAACUUAUCAUAGCAUAAUGAUUAUAGACAGGGGGUAACAGCUAGCUUGGCUCUGUCCAAAGUAGCACAUUUUGCCUGCCAGCCCCUCUAAGGUCACCAGUUAACGCAUAUGUUCUUUUGUUUAAAUCACAGGCAAAAAACUAAAAUAAAUAAAGCUGGCUGGUGGUGGUAGCUUCACACUUAGCAUGUGGCAUUCUGGCUCACCUAAUGAAGGCCGCUGGUAUAUGUCUGCCAUUGGCCAACUAUUUAAAUGAGCAUUCUCCAGCCUUCAGCUAUUUGAAUACCUGCAAGCUAGAGACCAACAUGCUGAAAUGGGAAGUUCAUCGCUAACGGUGCAAACCUAAACAAGUUAGUAUCUUACCUUUUUCUUUAGCAAGUUGGUCACUAACGUUAUAAACUUAAACAAGUUAUCAGCGCGUACCCUUUCGUCAUGGAGAUUGAGCCACGUUAGAGCAGGGUACACCUAUUUUUUUCAGGGGCACUGUUGCUACACCCUGGGAUUUGCAACCCCCCUGAGAUGAUUGUGAUUAAUACAAACAAGCCAGAGUGUAUUUCCCCUAUACCAGAAUAAUAAUGGUUGCAGUCAGACAUUUCUCCCCUGCUGACUAAUUGCUGUGGAGAGAGUUCUGGCUGUGCAGGACUUAAGCAUACACCAAUGUGACUGAUAACUUUCAGCAAAAAAUCAAAGAAUCCUUUUCCCCAAAUGUUUGACCUUUAAAACAGUCUCAUCAAUGGAGAUGCUGUCUUUUAACAGCUAAAACUGUGCAGAAAUCACCACUUUACAUUUAUAGUGUCGAGACAGCCGAGAGCUGUUGACCUCCGCUAUAGCUGCCAGAAGUUUUCUCAAGCCAAUCCCGCCACGAUUUCAUCGGGGUCGUGGGUGAAGUUAAUUAAGAGGCUGUGACAGCUUUGGAGCUGGGAGUCGACGCGAGGUGAUGAAAAAUGUCGGAGAAAGUGGUGGGAAUAUUAAGUACUAGGUGAUGGCAACAAGGAGGAGAUGAUGAAAGACAAAGGAAAGAGAUGGAUCCGGUGCUGUUAGGGAGCGAUGCUACAUUGUUUUCACCUCUGCAUGAUUUGUUCAUAUACCUGUAAUGUCUUGCCACUGCACUGUGUUGCUCACAAGUCUCACAACAGAGGUGCCUCCUGCAUCGGUGGCUGUCCUCGUGACUCUAAAGGCCAGAGGGUCUCUUUCGUUUCUUAAAUAAGUUUAUGAACCCGUCUAAAACAAGGAGUCUUAUUCCCUAAGGAAGUCACCAUCAUAAGUAGAAUGUUGCUUUUCUUCUGGGUGUGUUUACAUCUUUCUUUUACAAGCUUUUGCCCCAUUUUUGUCAGUCCGUGAAGAUUUAGAAAAUCAACAUCAAAGUAUGGGCUCUCAUCAAGGACAUAUUUGAAUUCAUGAUCUUAAAGGAGACCUAUUAUGCUUUUUCAUUUUUUUCAUUCCCUUCUGUUUUUUAUAGAUCUAAAACAUCUUGAAAGUUAAAAGGCUCAAAGUCCGCACCAACAGAAGCUCUUCUCUCCCACAGAAAAUGCUGCUCCUGAAACACCUCGUCAGUAGUACUGCCUCUAACUCUGUGACUUUCUGACAUCACACCAUGUCACAAUGUCACACAUUUGCAUGAUUUAUGCCCAGCAGCUAGUUUGGCACGUAAGCACAGCUAUUCUGUUGUUGUUACUUGUGCUGGCUUGGGUGUGUGUGAGCUGACCAAUCAGAAGAGACUAGGUAUUCAGGAGGGAGGGCUUAAAAAGAUGGGGCAGUGCUGUUUUUUUUUUUUUUUUUUAGCAUUAAAGCAUGUAAACCUAUUCCACUAGUCACCCAAAAUUAAACUAUGACCCUUAAAAAUAAUAGCAUAAUAUGUCUCCUUUAAAUGCAAACUUCAAGCAUACAUAACAUUUAAUGUUUUUAUUAGAUUUAAAUCUGCAAAAUUCACUCAGCAAUUUAAACAUGAAUGUUUCCUCUUUGCAAUUUUAAACACACAGCCAGUCAACAGCAUAGUUUAAUGCAUCAACAACAUGAAACCUCCGACUUCUCCAGCCUUCCUACAUUCCAUGCAUGAGUCGCGCCGUAUGUUUGCAACAUACCUGGCCAUUUUGAGGAUUACUCUCGACCGUUGUACGAGACGUGACGUGAGACACAAAUUGUUCAUUUCAAAACUCCUACAAACACCGGCUCUCCCUAUAGCAUAAAAACAAUCCUUAGUGGAAAGUGCCUGUCGGGGUGUUUGCGCCCAUGUAAAAACAAACGGUCAAGUCAAAUUCAUCCUGACGGAGAAUUCACACCGCGAGACGUUUUGGGCUAAUUAAGCAUCAGCUUUUCUGUGAACCCCCCCCGGGGGAAUCUUUUUUAGAUUUCAGAUUUAAGAGGUUCGAUAAAACACUCGAGAACACAGGCACAGCUCCUGUGUGCGGUGCCGUUCAAACUGAUGCUAAAUCAGGUCAGCAUGAUCUCGCUGUGACUAAUAGUGUCUUUGAUGAUGCCUCUCAGUCUGCAGUGUUGUUAAUAAUAUUAUGCCUGGUGUCUGUUCAGCAACUUUUCGGGGCUUUUUGAUAGUGUCGUGGCAUUAUUCUCUUUAUAGCUAUUGAAACUGAACGCUUUUUAACUCUAUUGGCAAUGUUUGUCUUUUCUUACAUGACUUGUGUUUUUUUUGUUUUGUAUGCAUCGGUAUCUUGUCUGUUUUCACGCCGUUGUUUGUAUAAAUGCUGUACGUCUGUGUCUUGUAUGGUGUCGUAUUGUUCUGCAUAUGUGCCGUGUGCAAACCUCAAAUCUUUAUUAAAGUCCUAAUUUUCAGAUGUAAAGAAUGUGAUUCCUUUCUCAGGAUCUAACACUGAUCUUUGCAUCCCAACAAAAAGAAGUGCGGUGCAUCCCAGAACUUCUGCUGUUCUUUUAUUCAAGGGCAUGCACGAACACACACUUGUAAUUUAAGUGCGGUGGCAGCAAAACCUGCUGUGAAAGCAAUCCUUCCUACAGCGAGCGUGCUCUACAGACUCCACAAAAAAAUAUGUAUUAUUUUCAACAAGAGAAAAUAAAGUAUGUGUCUUUGUUCUCCUGCUCCUCCAAAACAAUCCUCCUCGAAGCAAAUUAAAGGAGAGAGUUCAAGGAGAAGAGCCUGGAGUGUUCUGCUUCAGAUGCAGCAGGUGUAGAUAUGAGUUAAGAGUAAGAUGAGGCUUUGGCAGAUCCCGUGAGGCAGCUGUUGUGUAUCUGCUACUCAUGUAGUGAUGAAAAAUACUGGUUCUAUCUCUGUAGCGUGUGUUUGAGAGGCAUAACGUGUUGAGGGCUGCACAUUCAGCACCCCAUAUCUGUAUCAAUAUUUAGGCCCGCAAAGACAAUUCACGAGCAGUCUGAUACAGACUACAGGUGUUCUUCCAAUUGUGCAUCGCUGUAUGCCAUUACUGCGUCAUGUAUCUGUCUCUGGUUUGUAUACAUGUGAAACUUGUGACUUUUUCCAACUCUCACUCUGCCUUCACUCUCCCCACCUCUCUGUCGUCCUCCAUUCUCCCCCUCCUCUCAUCUUCUUCCGUCCGCCUCCCAGUGGCAUUUCUACAUCAGACCCCUCAUCCUCCUCCUCCAUUGUCAACUGUCAUCUGCUCUUUACUCAAUCCCUGCAAGCCCCCUGUUCCAUUUCUCCACCAUCCCUUCAGCCAAAGACACCCCCAGCAUGUCUACUGACGGAGAGGAGAUGCGUGCACAGCACGAGGCUCUGACUUUUCAAGGUUGCUGUCACAAAAAACUGUCACUUUUACAGAUAUGUUGGGGAAAAAAUUGAAGGGAACACGCUUAUAAAAUUUGUGAUAACAAAUAGCUAUGACAGGAGAUUUAAAAACAAAUAUUUAUCCUUGCCCGAAGACACAAGUCAUGCAACAUAAUUUUUUGUCUUUUGUGGGCCUGUGGUGAGCCUACUAACCGGUACAGCGACUGAAUGACACGAAACAGAGCAACCUGUAUCUGUAAUCCCUAAUUAGCAUGAGUCAAUCUGUUCAAUCCUUCCAGUGGAUAAGACUGCGUGAGCACCGUUUGUUCACGCUAUCCUCUCUCUUAGUAAUGGAUUUAUGACUUAAGUCCAUCAACAGCUCUGCUGGUCGUGCCAGACAGUCCGAGUCAGCUGGCUGAUGUCACACAACUCGGCUCCAAACCGAGUCAAGUCCUGUUAACCUGGUUAGUGUGCAGUGUGCAGCCUGCGGUGUGUGAGAACUGCUCAGAACACAAUAUUAACCUCUGCAACACCGAUGUUACAUGUUUAACUAAAGCUACAACAUGUUUUAAAUGGGUGAAUUAUCAAGUUUAAUGAUGUAGUGAUAUAAUGAUAUAUAUUUGGAUGUUGUGGAAUCUUAAAGGUCAUAUUGAUAACAUUUAAUGUCAACAAAUGAUUUUUAGAAAAUAAUACAUCUGCAGAGCUUGUGAUGGUGCAGAAUAAAAGUGUCUCCCUUCCCUUAAAACCUUA
This is a messenger RNA of Acanthopagrus latus (yellowfin seabream), 7286 nucleotides long. RefSeq names its product chromobox homolog 6b (gene cbx6b). The record is from RefSeq and is a predicted model, not a curated record. NCBI's taxonomy places the organism in Eukaryota, Metazoa, Chordata, Actinopteri, Spariformes, Sparidae. Bases 518 to 2167 code for a protein of 549 amino acids. The transcript is spliced from 5 exons.